Saccostrea echinata is the source of this 2830-nucleotide messenger RNA. Its product is annotated as procollagen galactosyltransferase 1-like. NCBI's taxonomy places the organism in Eukaryota, Metazoa, Mollusca, Bivalvia, Ostreida, Ostreidae. Gene Ontology annotation, molecular function: procollagen galactosyltransferase activity. The record is from RefSeq and is a predicted model, not a curated record. The coding region runs from base 39 to 1847 and encodes 602 amino acids. The transcript is spliced from 15 exons.
AAGCAAGAUUAUAUUUCACUUGAACGAAGCUGCUGGAGAUGGGAAGCUGGCUGACGUGUCUGGUUUUUUGCUGUUUUUACGUUGCAUUUAUUGGUGAAAAGAGCUUUUUUGUGAUAUGUGAAGACUUAGAAAUAAAAGCUGCUGUCGAAAAUGACUUCAAAUAUGCAGAACCUACGGUUAUGAUAGCGAUUCUGGUCAGAAACAAAGCUCAUGUUUUACCAUGGUUCUUUGGACACUUAGAAAAUCUUAAUUAUCCCAAGAACAGAGUAAGCAUUUGGAUAAGAAGUGACCACAAUGAAGAUGACACACCACGGAUUCUUACUGAGUGGACAGAGGUUUAUAAAGAUAUCUACCACAGUAUUGAUAUAGAGAUUGACAGAAGUACAGAGGAAUAUGAUGAUGCUGAAGGUCCCUUGCACUGGUCAGAGGAGAGGUUUGACAGAGUUAUUUCCCUUCGAGAAGAGGCUCUACAGUCAGCAAGAAAAGUUUGGGCCGACUAUCUGUUUAUGCUGGAUGCAGAUGUGAUACUAGAAAAUCCUGACACAUUAACUCUUCUUAUUGAUGCCAAACAACCCAUUGUGGCUCCUAUGUUGAAUGCCAGUGUUGGAGAUACAUAUUCUAACUUCUGGGGAGCGAUGGAUGAAUCAGGUUAUUAUAAGAGAGCCCCUGGUUAUUUUGAUGUUCUGGAGAGGAAAAAGCUGGGUGUAUUCCAAGUGCCAAUGGUACACAGUGCUGUAUUGAUUGACAUGCACCUCCUGGUGUCAGAUAAAUUUACAUACAACAAACCUCCAGGUUACGAGGGUCCUCAUAAUGACAUCAUCAUCUUUGGUCUCAAUGUGAGAGAUGCAGGAAUGGUCAUGCAUAUUAUGAAUUCUGAGUAUUUUGGAAUUGUUAUGGUACCUUUGGAGAAACACAACACUCUGGAGCAAGAAAGUGAACACUUUGACUACAUUAGAUUGAUGGCAAUAGAUGCAAACUUUGUUGACGAGAUGAAAAUAGGCAGACAGUUUCCAGUUGAUAGAGCAGAGCUUAUAAAGUCACGGUUUAUUAAAGUAUCCGACCCCAUUCCUACAAAACUAGGAUUUGAUCAGAUCUACUUGAUAAACUUGGUACGACGACCCAUUAGACGAGAGAGAAUGCAUAACGCAUUUAAAAUCCUUGGUAUUGAGGCCAGAACUAUGGAUGCUGUGGAUGGAAAGCAACUCAACACUACAUAUUUGAAAAAACUUGAUAUUGAAAUGAUGGAGGGUUAUGCAGAUCCAUAUCAUGACAGACCAUUGACCAUGGGAGAAAUUGGUUGUUUUUUGAGUCACUAUUUUAUAUGGGAAGAUGUUGUUAAAAACGGUUUCAAGCAGUCUAUCAUAUUUGAGGAUGAUGUCCGAUUCCGUCCCUAUUUCAAAUCCAAACUGACCAGACUUGUGGAUGAAGUGGCAAAAACUGUAAAGGACUGGGACCUCAUAUACCUUGGGAGGAAACGUCUCCACAAGGAGGAUGAGAAGCUAGUGGAUGGGGCGUCUUAUUUGGUGUGGCCCACUUACUCCUACUGGACUCUAUCUUAUAUUGUAUCUCUACAAGGGGCCCAGAAACUACUCAAUCAAAAACCCCUCAGGAAAAUGAUUCCAGUGGAUGAAUAUCUACCAAUCAUGUUUAAUCAACAUCCAAGGGAGGAGUGGAUGGCCAACUUUUCUCCCCGUGAUUUAGUAACACUCUCAGCUGAGCCCUUGUUAGUAGAGCCAACUCACUACACAGGGGAACCUAAUUAUAUCUCAGAUACCGAGGACUCGUUCGUUGUUCAUCCUCAGGAGGACGUGAAUCAAUCAGAUAAAGCAUCAAAGGAAGAAUUGUGAUAAUUAAUUAGAAAGAUCUGUGUACUUUAAGUGUUCUAUUGUUGAUACAAGUGAGUGUAUUCAAUAUCAUGUUUACAGUUUCUAGUCAUCGUUUUUACGAGUCUCAAAUUCGUUCAUGAAUGUUUUUUUUUUUGAAAUUGUCUUUCAUUUCUACAAUAGCAAUAAUUACAAUUGAAAGUGAUAUUUCUGUCCAAAAUAUCAUUUUCAAAAAAAUUCCAUUUGAUUUUUAAGUUGGAGACUUCUUCAGUCCCUUAAAAUGCUCAUGUAUGAAUAGCAAUAUUUAAAUGAGGUUACAUUUACAGCCCUCUAUAACCUUCUCAUGUAGUUUGUACAAAGUAGUAUUUAUAUCAUUAAUUGUAAUAAUCUGCAAAACUGAUGUCUCCUUUAAAUCAAAUUAUUCACAUGUAUAAUGUGUAAUUUUCCACAUAGCAAAUAUAAACUUGUACAAAUUUAUAAAUCAUUUGAAAACUAUGAGUAUUGAAUGAUGCAGAUGGCAUAGGACCAUCCUUAGAUUUAUUGGAUAUGUUUUAUUGCAAUGAGAUUCUCAAAAUACAUUAUUAGAAAUGUUAUCAAUUUUUUGUCUUCCAAAGAUUAGUGUUUUAUCUGUAUAAACCUGUUUUGAAUAGUUACAAACAUAACAUUUUCUUCAUUGGUCCAUGUGUUUUACUGUAGAUGAAUAUGUGUAUUGUAAUUUUUAGUGGAAAUCCAAAAUGAAUGUUUUUGUCUUCUCUGAAUGUUCCAAGUUUUUUGUAUGAAGUCUUUGUAAUGUGUGAGAAGAUAUGCAAAAUACAAGGCAUUUAUAUAUACAACUAUGGUGUUACAUAUUUUUAUAAACCAAAUAUACGCAGGGCUUUCAAUACAUUGUUUUAGUGGCAUAUUUAACACCUACUUAACAUGUCAUGUUUAUUACUUUUGAUAUAAAUGUGUUAUCUCUUAUACAAAGAAGAUCUGCAUUCUUAAUAAAAAAGGAGAGGAAAUAUGAA